Puccinia triticina is the source of this 1059-nucleotide messenger RNA. RefSeq lists its product as uncharacterized. Lineage: Eukaryota; Fungi; Basidiomycota; Pucciniomycetes; Pucciniales; Pucciniaceae. The transcript is spliced from 4 exons. The record is from RefSeq and is a predicted model, not a curated record. The coding region runs from base 1 to 1059 and encodes 352 amino acids.
AUGAACCGAAACUAUAAUCCUACCGACUCAGAACGUGCUGAAGAUCAACUCCGACAAUGCCCUGGCGGCGACCGUCCUGUCGAAGAACCUGUUGCGCCUCAGCCUUCCCCCGUGACGGAAGCCGAAGUAAACUCAGAGCGCGACGAAGAGACUGCCGCUCCGGACAACCCUCCGCCUCCUCAUGCUGAGCUUGAGGAGGAUGGCCAUUGGAUAGAAUUGCCUGCAGAGCUUGAUGCUCACUUUGAGGCCCUCUUUGCGCGGCUUCAAGACGGCCCUGUAGCUCUCGAAGUCGACGCUGAUGGAGUCGCCAGAGUGCACACAGAUGACAUGGAUCCAGCAGUUGCCGAAGAGGCUUUGGCCUUUGUCCGCCAACUUGAAGUACUACCGGAGUCCACCAAUUCCCAGCCUACCGAAGAUGACCGCACACGCGCCUGGGAACAGGCGAUGGAGACCCUCACACCUGAGCAUCAAAUUCUCUUCCAAAAUUUUGCACAUGAUGCCGUCAGGAUACUCGAGCAUUUGAGUGUAGAUCCCAACCGGACCGUAUUGACAGCGGAUGAGAACGACGCCAUAAACAAUAACUUGGUGGAACUCCGCCGGGCCACCGAGACGUUGCCCCUUGAAACCCAAGACCGUAUCUACGAGUUUUUCGCUGGUGCAGACCAGGAAAUCCAGCGGCUAAUUAGAGAGGGUGCCCAGAUCACCAUCGCAAGACAACAGGCAGACUGCUUACUCGAUCGCCUGGUCAACACAAACCUGCCAUCUUUAGUAGCAGAGGCUCGCCAUGACAGCCCCCCCAAGUGCACAAUAUGCUUGGAGGAAUACGUCGAAGGAGAUGCUGUGGUGGUGCUACCCUGCCAUCCUUCGCACCACUUCCACCGGGCCUGCAUCCAUGAAUGGUUGCAAGCCCUGAUCCCCGAGCCCAGCACCUGCCCAAAUUGCAGAGCCGAUAUACUAUUCCGCAUGACCGAAAUCGGUUACGAGCAGACUCAGACUGAGAAACGCAAAAGUGGUCACGUAUUGCAUACCUCGCUCAGCGACUCGAUUGCUCUCCACUGA